UGUCUCCACCUUCCCCUUCCCUCAUGCUUUGUGAGAGAGAUUGGAAAUGAGCGGCAGUGGGCACCUCUUCCUCUCACCUUUGGUUCCCUUCAUCUCCAACUGUUCUCCAAGAACAAGAAGAAAACAGAGCUAUGGAGACUCACUGUUAGCUAGGUCUCACAUUCACUCCAACUUGGAAGACGACGUCGACAAGCAGGGUAACACAGAGUCUUUAUCAAACUCAUCAAAGGUGAAGGAUUCUCAAUCAUUGCCUUCACGGCGUAAAUGCCUUCAGUGUAUAUCAGCAAGUCUUGCAUUGAUACACAUCUCAGGUUAUUCUAGCACGCCUAGUGGAAAUGCUGUGCAAAGUUCGGGUGGUUCAUUUGAGAAAGAAAAAGCAGUAUGUCGGAAUUGCGGGGGCAGUGGUGCUGUAGUAUGCGACAUGUGUGGCGGCACAGGAAAAUGGAAAGCUCUCAAUAGAAAGCGAGCAAAAGAUGUAUAUGAGUUCACCGAGUGUCCGAAUUGCUAUGGUCGCGGGAAACUGGUAUGCCCAGUAUGUCUCGGAACUGGUUUGCCGAAUAACAAAGGACUUCUGCGGAGACCCGAGGCUCGGAAAUUACUAGACAAGAUGUACAAUGGCAGGCUUCUCCCUAAUUCCUAGCUUAUCUGGUGAUCAGUUCAUACAUGAAAAUCCAAAAGAAUUCUAUAUUGUGAGUUCUCAUGUUCAAGCAUGAUCACUAUGCUUCCAAAGGUUUGAAGUCUCACAAGGAUCACAACCAGAUAUGAAUUUGUAAGUUUUACAAUGCAGACACAAUUUGUGGGUGAGUUUGAGUUUGAGUUUUGAGUCUUCUUUGAACCAAUGUAUGUGUCAUCCUUGGUGGACUUGUAUGUGGCUGCCUCAUGGAACAUGUUGUUGAAUAUUAAUUUUUGAUUUAAUAAAACUUCAAAUUAAGUGUUUUAACUUUA
Molecule: messenger RNA, 945 nt
Organism: Dioscorea cayenensis subsp. rotundata (Guinea yam)
Lineage: Eukaryota; Viridiplantae; Streptophyta; Magnoliopsida; Dioscoreales; Dioscoreaceae
Product: protein PHOTOSYSTEM I ASSEMBLY 2, chloroplastic
Exons: 5
Coding region: 47-640 (197 amino acids)
Source: RefSeq, a predicted model, not a curated record